Messenger RNA from Mytilus californianus (California mussel), 1482 nucleotides. RefSeq lists its product as uncharacterized. The coding region runs from base 1 to 1482 and encodes 493 amino acids. Lineage: Eukaryota; Metazoa; Mollusca; Bivalvia; Mytilida; Mytilidae. The transcript has 2 exons. The record is from RefSeq and is a predicted model, not a curated record.
AUGACGGCACUGGUAAACACCAAGUAUGCAGGAUCACAUACCUUCUCUGCCUCGAUAGACGGUCAAUUAAAGUCUAUAGGGACGCCAGUAGUAGCUAGGAAACUAUCCAUCUCAGAGGAAUAUAUAGCAGACAUAAAAACGUCAGAUGAACUCUUCCCAGGGAAACAGACAAAAGCCAUCACAAAUCCGUUAUCACCACUUAAAACACCAUCAACCUCAGAUAUUAUAUUGGAAGAUGACAGCGAUAAUAAAGAACCAGAGAUUCUGAACGAGAAAGCAACAAGCCAGAAGAAAAGUAAGAAGACAGAGAAUGAAGGAGAGAAAAGAAAGAAAAAGAAUAAUCACCAGGAACAGAAGGCUAAGAAAAUAAAGCAAGGAGAGGGUGACAAGGAACAGGACGAGGAAAUCAGACUUAAAGAGGAAGAACAAAGGAAGCAGGAAAAACAAAAACAGGAUGAGGAAAUGAGACUAAAGGAGGAAGAACAAAAGAAAAGGGAAGAACAGAAACAGGAGGAAAUUAGACUGAAGGAGGAAGAACAAAAGAAGCAAAAGGAAAAACAGAAACAGGAGGAGGAAAUCAGACGGAAAGAGGAAGAACAAAGGAAGCAGGAAAAACAAAAACAGGAUGAGGAAAUGAGACUAAAGGAGGAAGAACAGAGGAGAAGGGAAGAACAGAAACAGGAGGAAAUUAGACUGAAGGAGGAAGAACAAAAGAAGCAGGAAAAACGAAAACAGGACGAGGAAGUCAGACUAAAGGAGGCAGAACUAAAGAGAAAGGAAAAACAGAAACAGGAGGAGGAAAUCAGACGGAAGGAAGAAGAACAAAGGAAGCAGGAAAAACAGAAACAGGACGAAGAAGAAAGGUUGAAGGAGGAAAAGAGGAUACAAGAAGAAAAACACAAUGAAGAAAGUAAAAGAAAGGAACUGAAAGCAUCAGAAGAUCGGGGCACAGAUUGUACAACUCUAAACGGCAACAUUACCGCAAGUGAACGGGCAAGGACACUUCUUAGGAAAGGUGGCAUGCCACUUUUCCCAGCUGGGAGAAGGGAGUGGAAUCAAGAAGAAGUCAUCCCACUGAUUACCAUCCCAGCAGUUGUUAGUUGGCCACAUAAAAAUUGGAAAAAGAUAACUCCAGAGCAAAAGUAUUUUAAUUGGGAGUAUGCCAGUAUUGCUCUGGAGUUGAACUCGGGAAAGCAAUUACAAUUCUCAAAGGAAGAGUUGCUACUCAAGUACCACUUUUUAGCAUUACCAGGCACCAAAACACCGACAGGAAGUGAAGAAAACACAAUGGCAACCAAAUCUCGGUUUUAUUUAUAUCAAGCUUUGGCUUACAUAAUAAAGAGUGACAAAGAAGACGCAUCAACUGUACAAACAUUAAAGAUGUUAGAAACUGCAGUGAAGGAAAGAGAUAACUCCGCAGACGAUGUGAUAAAGAGAAUAGAUGCUCUUGAUAUUCCCUUGAGACUAGGAGAAGACAAUUGA